AUGCGGUUCCUUCCGGUUAUAAUUGUGCUCGUGCUAGGCGUUUCCUCAAGAUCAUUGGAUGCUCUGGCUUACAGUGCACCCGAGGCGCGCACCAUCGAUGCUUGCAAUGCACUUUUCUCUCUGCUGCCGGACGACGUGGUCUACCCUAACUCGACGGCGUACAUCACGGAAAACACCUACUGGUCGAACAGACAGGGCGAAGUGAAGCCAGCAUGCUUCGUCACGCCGAGGUCUACAGCCAAUGUCAGCGCCAUCGUGAAGUCUCUGAUCUCACUUCAGGCACCUUUCAGUGUCAAGGCUGGCGGACACACUGCCUUCGCCGGGGGCUCCAACGUUGAUCAAGGCGUGACAAUCGACUUGCUGAAGAUGGCCGACAUCCUCGUAUCGGACGACUCGCAAACAGUCUCUGUUGGACCUGGCAGCCGAUGGAUCCAAGUGACUGAGGUUCUCGACCCGCUGGGCCUUGCGGUGGUGGGCGGCCGGGUUUCCGACGUCGGUGUGAGCGGCCUCCUCCUCGGCGGUGGUAUAUCCUACUUUUCCGGCUUCCGGGGCUGGGCUUGCGACAAUGUGCAGAACUACGAGGUCGUCUUGUCCUCUGGAGAGGUAGUCAACGCAUCCCCGACGGAGAACAACGACCUGUUCUGGGCGCUCCGCGGCGGCGGCGGAUCCAACUUCGGCAUCGUGACCCGCUUCGAUCUCGAUGUGUUUCCCCAGGGAAAACUAUGGGCGAACGACAUCUUAUAUCCUGGUGCUCUCAACACUACUUUGAUACCCAUUUUCGCCAAUCUCACCAUUAAUGGGCUCCCAGAAGAUCCGCAGGCGCAUACCUAUUUCAUCAUGACUUACUAUCCAGAGGCGGGUGGCUUUGUGACUGCUGUCAGCAUGUAUCAUGCGACACCUCCCGCGGCAAAUACGACGCCAGCGGUCUUCGCCCCGCUUAAGUCGCCCCCAGGGAUCUUGUCAGACACGACCACCGUAGAAAACGUCUCUACAGCGCUCCUUGCCAUCAAUCAGCCAUACGGAGACCGACAGACGUGGUGGGACACGUCCGUGUUUGUCACAGGAUCCGAUUUGCUGACGGAUAUUGUGCCAUUGUGGGAAGAGGUUGUCGCUACCUUUCUCUCAGCUGCAGCUGAGAAUGCUGGACCGAAUGGCACCGCUUCAAGCGUCACGCCAUACCUUGUUUACCAGCCCAUUCCCAUGAAUGUCCUCAUGGCAAUGCAGAAGAACGGCGGCAACGCGCUGGGACUGGAAACGAGUGACGGUCCGGUGAUGCUGGUUCAGCUCACCAUCACCUGGGAUGAUGCAGCUCUGGACGACGUGAUAGAAAGUGAGUCGAGUAAUCUCAUAAAGAAAGUCGAGGCCAUGGCGGCAGAGAGAAAUGAGUUAAAGGGAUUUGUGUAUAUGAACUACGCGGGUAGUACGCAGGAGGUGCUGAAGAGGUAUGGCCCGGAAAACUAUAAAAGACUCAGGGAUGUGGCAGGGAAGUAUGAUCCCGAAGGUCUGCUACAACAAUUUUGGAAGGGCUAUUUUCAGCUAGAAGGUGUCCAGUAG
Messenger RNA from Diaporthe amygdali, 1554 nucleotides. Its product is annotated as fad binding domain-containing protein. Gene Ontology annotation, molecular function: FAD binding. Bases 1 to 1554 code for a protein of 517 amino acids. Lineage: Eukaryota; Fungi; Ascomycota; Sordariomycetes; Diaporthales; Diaporthaceae. The transcript has 2 exons. The record is from RefSeq and is a predicted model, not a curated record.